AUGUUGAGAGGUGCAAUAAGCCACAACUGUUCUAAAAUGUGGACCAAGUGGAUUUGUGUGUUGCUUGUUGUGCUCAACUUGCAACCAUCAGUGUUGGGAGUCCCUAAGUACUGUAAACUGGAGCCAGACCCUGGUCCAUGUGAAGCAGCCAUGCCUAUGUUCUACUACAACCCAUCCACAAACGCAUGUGAAGAGUUCAUCUACGGGGGCUGUUGGGGAAACAGAAACAGAUUUGAAACAAAGAAAACUUGUGUCUACACUUGCGCUAAGUACUGUCUACUGGAUCCAGAGCCUGGUCAAUGUGAAGCCCUCGCGCCCAGGUUCUACUACAACCCGUCAACUAACGACUGUGAAGAGUUUAACUAUGGCGGCUGUGGGGGAAACAAAAACAGAUUUGAAACAAAGGAAAACUGUGUCGACUCUUGCGGUUGUGCUGCUGCUAAUUAUAAAAUUACUUUGCGGAGAUCAGCUAACACAAGAAACAACUUUUGUAAAAUGUUGUCUAAGGCGGUUUGUGUUUUACUUAUUGCGUUCAUCAUCCAACUUUCAGCGGGGGAUCGCCCGUCGGACUGUCAAUUACAGCCAAAUAAAGGCCGAUGUUAUGGCUACUUCCUCAGAUACUACUUCAACCCAUCAUCUGGAAGAUGUGAUACAUUUAUCUUCGGCGGUUGUUUAGGAAAUAAAAACAACUUCAUAACAAGGAAGAAAUGUAUGGAAACUUGCGGGCGCAAUUAGGCAGGAAGAAAGUUUCCAGUGUCAUAUGUUCAUUUCAAUGUAUGUGUACGACGCUGUCAUAUAUUGAUGGUACUGUUAAAUAUAAAAAUCGCAUACGAAUGUUACUGUCAUAUUAUCUAAUAUGGUUGUAAAAUAAACAUA
Messenger RNA from Physella acuta, 876 nucleotides. Its product is annotated as carboxypeptidase inhibitor SmCI-like. Gene Ontology annotation, cellular component: extracellular region. The record is from RefSeq and is a predicted model, not a curated record. Gene Ontology annotation, molecular function: serine-type endopeptidase inhibitor activity. NCBI's taxonomy places the organism in Eukaryota, Metazoa, Mollusca, Gastropoda, Physidae. Gene Ontology annotation, biological process: negative regulation of peptidase activity.